Messenger RNA from Mycotypha africana, 2319 nucleotides. RefSeq lists its product as uncharacterized. The coding region runs from base 1 to 2319 and encodes 772 amino acids. Gene Ontology annotation, molecular function: sterol transfer activity; sterol binding. The record is from RefSeq and is a predicted model, not a curated record. The transcript is spliced from 10 exons. NCBI's taxonomy places the organism in Eukaryota, Fungi, Mucoromycota, Mucoromycetes, Mucorales, Mycotyphaceae. Gene Ontology annotation, cellular component: endoplasmic reticulum-plasma membrane contact site; plasma membrane; endoplasmic reticulum membrane. Gene Ontology annotation, biological process: intracellular sterol transport.
AUGAAACAACCGUUAAAGGAAGCUUGUCAAUUGAAAACAGCUAAUCCCAGUGUAAGCAUGGAAGAAGCUGUUCUUUUUGUUGAUUGUUAUGUAAAAAAAGAGGAUAAAAAGGCUGAAUCUGGCAGAUUGAUCGUAACACCAAGCGACAUUCGGUUCCACAGUAACGAUGUGUCUGCAAGCGAAAAUAACUUCGUUCUACCGUUAAAUACAAUUACUUGUGUUAAAUGUACAGGAGACGAAGCAUUGAACAAGCCUCAAAAUACUAUAUCAAUUUCAGCAUAUACUAAUGAUAAAGAAGAUUUUGCAGUAUACAUUUUUCUGGAAGACUCAGGAUUGGAGGAGGCUAAAUCGCUUGUAGUUAAGUUAAAUCAUAUUAUACAUGAUUCAAAAAGCCACAAUCAUCUGCCUGUUGAAGAAUUAUCCCAAGAAUUACGCGACCUGCCUGCACCCACAUCUAAUGGCUACAAGGCAUUAGUUAACCGAGCAGACUCUGAACUUCAAAAGCGACUAUUUGACGACAAAAUACUUAGUCAGCAAGCUGAUGAACUAGAAGCAAACAAUCCCACAACCACAUUAGCGAAACAAGCAUUAAAUUCAUAUGGAUCGUUUAAACCAGAUCCGGACACACUGCCAGCCGAUAUUCCUACUCCAGACCGCCCAGUUAAUUGUAACUGUGACGAUCAUCUUGACCGACAAGAAGUCCAACUUCAUUUACCGAUAUCCGCCAAGCGUUGCUUUGAGCUUAUGUUUUCGGAUGUAGAAACAGCAUCCCUUGUUACGAACUCUGUUUGGGAAGACAAAACUACUGCUAUUGAAGGCCACGAUUUGUCUAUUUCAAAAUGGGAAACUAUUGAAGGGGGAAGGGUUCAGCGAAUCUUGAAAUACUGGAUGCCCGUAGCGAAUCCGAUUGUCCGUAUGAAGGAAGCGGAAGUGGUAGAGACACAGAUGUUAAUCAACAAAAAGGAUUAUAUCUGCUAUACCGUUCAAAUCUCAACUAAAACUGCCGCAUUACCAUAUGCUGAAGCAUUUAUACCCUCUGUUAGAUAUUGCAUCACAUGGGUUAGUGAAUCAGAAUGUAAACUAACGUGCUAUUUAGGUGUCCGGUGGGUAAAGAACGUUCUCGUAAAAGCAAUUGUCACUAGGGCUGCUCUUAAGGGGAUGUCAGACAGUGUACACAUUUUUACUACCAUUAUAAAUGAUGCUGCAAAGAGGGUUAAAGCAUCUGUUGAUGAGCUUCGCCUCCAAAACAUGGAAUAUAAUCAAAAUCUUCAAAACAAAUUGUCAGAUGGUGAUAAGCAACAGGAUGAUCUUCAGUAUACAAGCUAUUCAUCCCAAUUCGAUUUGAAGAGAAGUUCAGCAAUUCUCAUUCAAAAUCAAUUGAAAGACGCGCAGUUGGAAGGAACAUAUGGCAAGGACAAGACUCAUGACGUUCCAACUCAAAAAAACGAUCAGAAAAAAGAAAUGAUUAUGGCUACUGCUAAUGUGCAUUCAACAAAUCAGACAGCUGCCAGUUAUACAGUGCAAAGGUUUCAACCUAAAGAGAAAAGCACGUUGACACUGAAUGACAUUAAAAAUGCUCAACUGAAUGAGAGCAAUAUAAAUAGAAACUCAAAAGUUAAAGAUGGCGAUAACAAAAGGAUAAAUGUUAAGUAUGAUGAUAUGGUCGAAAGACAAGAAUAUAGACUAUCGUGUCGACGCAGUCAACUUAAAACCAGGAGCAGUAGUAAUAUAUGUCUGGCGCGAUUCCUUACGGUGAUUGUUUUGAUUAUAUUAACAUCGUACAUGACAUUUUUAUGGACAAAAUGGAGUUAUACAGUAGUUGAGGACCCGGCUAAAAUAAAAUCUACGACCAACGCAAGGAUCCAUAUAGAUAAAGUGUGCCAACCGCAUCUUGUGUAUUUGCAAGAUAUAAAAGAGGGUUUAAUGACCAAAGAUGGAAACAGACGUUUCUAUAUUGAUAGCAUCAGCCACAAAAGCUUUCUGCAGUUUCAGAAGGCGAAAAUAAUUGUUUCAGAAGAAGCUUAUGCGCCAUCUUCUGCUAGGAGCUUCCAAUGGUUUUCGGAUACUCACCGUAAAUUGUCAACGGAGCUAAAUGCAAGGCAGGAAACAAUUGCAAUGUUACGUUACAACGCAUUGGCUCUCUUACGUACCUUGAAUAGGCUGGAAUUGGAUUCAUUUGAAGCAGAAUACGCAAACUGGUUAUUAGAUAUGCGAUUACAAUGCAAGUACUCUUUUGUAGUGAAAAAUAUUCAAGAACAGCGUAACGCAAUAUUAUGUGAGGAUAUAGACCGACAAAUACAAAUGAUGUUUGAGUCAUAA